AGCGCGGUGUGUGCGGAGACCUGAAACACACCGACGACACCGGUUAGGCGAGGAUACACACACACUUACACACUUAUACACAAGCACACACGCACACACAUACAUAUUAUAUGUAUACACUCACAAAAUAUAUAUAUACACACACACGCACUGUUCCGCAAACACGAGCACGCGGCACUUUUCGAAACAACUGCGGGCGUAAAACUGUGCGCGUGAAGACGGGGAAAUCCGACAGGAUGUGUUUGUAGCCUAACUGCUGUGCGCGGAGACGGUGUGUAUUUUGCAUGCGGCACCGAUGGACUUUUAAUUACUGCGACCACCGAGGACAUACUUUUUUUUUCUACAUUCUUUUUAUUUCUUGUUGCAGAAGGAAACAAAGCGGAUGAUUUGAGCAUCAGUGCGCGCGUGUGCCUUGAGCACAAAUAGCAGGCUUGUUUUUUUGUAUUAGGAAACUUUUUUCUGCUCUUAAUAGGUCCCUAUUCUUCUCUAGCAUUGGCUCCCGUGCAAACAGCCGCGUUGGAUCCGUCGGGUUACUGCGAGCCUCCGGUGUAUAACCCGGACCUCUGCCCCAACAUGAUCGCCGCGCAGGCCAAGCUCGUGUACCACCUAAACAAGUACUACAACGAGAAGUGCCAAGCGCGCAAGGCGGCCAUCGCUAAGACCAUCCGCGAGGUGUGCAAGGUGGUCUCAGAUGUGCUCAAGGAGGUCGAGGUGCAGGAACCGCGCUUCAUCAGCUCACUCAAUGAGCUGGACAACCGGUUCGAGGGCCUCGAGGUGGUCUCGCCCACUGAGUUCGAGGUGGUACUCUAUCUCAACCAGAUGGGCGUCUUCAACUUUGUGGACGACGGCUCCUUGCCCGGCUGCGCCGUGCUGAAGCUGAGCGACGGCCGCAAGCGCAGCAUGUCUCUCUGGGUGGAGUUCAUCACGGCCUCUGGAUACCUGUCGGCGCGCAAGAUCCGCUCGCGUUUCCAGACGCUUGUGGCGCAGGCCGUGGACAAGUGCAGCUACCGCGACUCGGUCAAGAUGGUGGCCGAUACGAGCGAAGUGAAGCUGCGCAUCCGCGACCGCUACGUGGUCCAGAUCACACCGGCGUUCAAAUGCACAGGCAUCUGGCCGCGUAGCGCCGCGCACUGGCCCCUUCCACAUAUCCCGUGGCCCGGUCCAAACCGCGUGGCCGAGGUCAAGGCCGAGGGUUUUAACCUGCUCUCCAAGGAGUGCUACUCGCUGAACGGGAAGCAGAGCUCGGCCGAAAGUGACGCCUGGGUGCUGCAGUUCGCCGAGGCCGAGAACAGGCUGCUGCUCGGCGGAUGCAGGAAGAAGUGCCUCUCGCUGCUGAAAACUCUGCGCGACCGACACCUCGAACUCCCCGGCCAGCCGCUCAACAACUACCACAUGAAGACCUUGGUUUCCUACGAGUGCGAGAAACAUCCACGGGAGUCGGACUGGGACGAGAACUGUCUGGGAGACCGGCUGAACGGCAUCCUACUGCAGCUCAUUUCGUGUCUGCAGUGUCGCCGGUGUCCGCAUUACUUCUUGCCGAACCUCGACCUGUUCCAAGGCAAACCGCACUCGGCGCUCGAAAACGCCGCCAAGCAGACUUGGAGGCUUGCAAGGGAGAUCCUGACCAACCCGAAAAGUCUGGAAAAGCUUUGAGGUAAAGCAGAGACUCGAGAAAAUUCUAUCCACAUGUACUGUGCGAAGUGAAAAAAUCAUAGGCGUAGAGUCUGGUUCUGAAGUUUGGAAGCCUGUUACAGGCGAGCAGCCUGGACAAAAAGAAACACUAACGCUCACUGAUCUCUAAACCUUACCCCACCUUCUUCUAAAAAAAAACGUCUCUUUAUAAAAAUUAUUUUAGAUAUCACACUCUAAAAUAGUUUUUAUAGCUCAUGUCAAGAAAUUACUAUUCUAUUUUGUGUUUUGUGUUGCUCUUAUACUCGAGCAAAAAAAAUUGUAACAAUCAAAAUGUUUAUUUGGUUAUUUAUCAGUGUUAUAUAUAUUUUUUUCUUAUUGAGCCGUCAAGCCAACAAAACCUUUUAAACGCCCCAUAAAGGUUUAUGUUUUUUUCUCUCCCCGUGAUUAAUUAGACAAAACAAACCCUGUACAUUUUUAUACUGUAAAUACACACAUUUGUAGAUUGUGAUUCCGCUGGUCUAAAAAAAUUGUGAAUGUUGUUCUGUGACAUGUAAAAUAGAAGUUUAACUCCACCUGUUUGUUUUAUUAUUACAUUCGCGUGAAUUAUUUCUGAUAGAAAAGAUGAACAAAAAAAAAUACUCAUUUAGAUCCGCAGUGAUAGUUUGACUAUUGUUCAUGGCAAGUUCCUACUUUUUAGAGUUUACAUUUGGUGGUACUAUUUGUUACGCUUUUUUUAGACAUUCCAUAAGAAUACUUGAAUUCUUAUUUAAAGAAUAUUCCACCUUUUUUUUGGUUGUACCUUGCUUACAUGAUAAAAGCUGAAAAUGAGAAUAUUGAAUUAUAUAUAUGGGAAAAAAAAUAUACCUGAAAAACAAUGCACUUGAAAUACACUGGAAUAUAAACAUUGUGAUUUGAUUUUUUUUUAAAAAAAAAACCAUUUCUGUCUCUGAAUUU
This is a messenger RNA of Hemibagrus wyckioides, 2586 nucleotides long. It is a transcript of the gene mab21l1, whose product is annotated as mab-21-like 1. NCBI's taxonomy places the organism in Eukaryota, Metazoa, Chordata, Actinopteri, Siluriformes, Bagridae. The transcript has a single exon. Bases 574 to 1653 code for a protein of 359 amino acids. The record is from RefSeq and is a predicted model, not a curated record.